AUGGUCAUCACGUUAGAUAUGAUGAAGGCUUAUGAUAAAGUCUCAUGGCCCUUUCUCCUACAGGUGCUACGGUAUUUCGGAUUCAGUGAGACCUGGAUAGACAUGAUCUGGCGCUUAAUAUCGAAUGUGUGGUUCUCGGUACUUGUUAAUGGCGGUUUGCAUGGCUUUUUCAGAUCUUCACUAGGUUUACGGCAAGGGGAUCCCAUUUCACCAUCCUUAUUCGUUAUUGGAGCUGAGGUGUUGUCUAGAGCCCUUAACACGCUACACACACAAAGGGGAUUUACUCCGUUUGAAGUACCUCCUCAUUGUCCUAUAAUUACGCAUUUGGCAUUCGCCGAUGAUGUGAUUAUCUUUUCCAGUGGGGGUAAGUCAUCCCUACGUCUGAUUAAACGGGUUCUAGAUGAUUAUAGUGAGGCAUCAAGUCAGCAGAUCAACCCUCAGAAGAGUUGUUUCCUUACUCAUCCACGGGCACCAUCUCAGAGGACAGCGGUUGUUAACCAGAUACUGGGGUAUAAUAAACGAGUCUUUUCGAUACGGUACCUUGGUUGUCCCUUGUAUACCGGAAAAAGCAAGAAGGUUUACUAUACGAAUACAUACAUUGGGGAGGCGAAUCGGAUUUUGAGUUGGAAGAACCAGAUUUUAUCGCCAGGAGGCAAUGUGGUGUUAAUUCAGAGCGUGUUAGCCUCUAUGCCAAUUCACUUGCUGGCAGCCGCGUCUCCUCCAAAAGGGAUGUUGAUGGUCAUAGAGAAAUUGUUCGCCAAGUUCUUGUGGGGAUCUUCGAAUUCAGGGGACAAGUUCCAUUGGAUACGUUGGGCAGAUCUAUGUCGGUCGAAGGAUGAAGGGGGUGUAGGCCUACGGGGGUUGAAGCAGGUCUACGACUCAUUUUUCAUUAAACUCUGGUGGAAAUUUCGGCAACAACAAUCAUUAUGGGCAAAGUUUAUGUCCCAGAAGUAUUGCGCAGGCCAGCACCCUUGUCUUGCUGAUAUUGGGCAUCGGGGAUCCCAAGCUUGGCAGAGGAUGGUCACAAUGCAGCGUUUUGGAGAGGAGAAUAUUAGUUGGGUAGUUCGGGAGGCUUUGGAUUUUUGGCAUAAUAAUUGGAUGGGGUCAGGUGCGCUUUACGACAAGGUGGAGGUCUUUUAUGAUCAUUCGGUGGUUGAUUUUAUAGAUCGGCGGGCCUGGAAUGUGGACAUGCUCCAUCAAUUCUUGGAUGGAGAAUUGGUUAGGCAGGUUUUGGAGAUUAACCCUCCUACCGAUAGGGGCAAUGAUACAAUGGUAUGGGCAUUGACGAACUCGGGUGUUUUUUCCACUGUAUCGGCUUACUCAUUAAUCCGUCAAUCCAAUGACAGCUCUUGGCUUUUUGGCCAUAUAUGGCAGCAGGGUCUUCCAGUCAAGGUUUCUUUCUUUAUGCUGCGACUACUACAGGGGAGGCUCCCUCUUAUGGAUCGCCUAAAGAGGUUUGGGGUUUGUGGCCCAUCUAAAUGCUUGUGUUGUCAGAAUCCCCAAGAGGAGGACUUGAAUCAUGUGUUUUGCUCAGGAGAAGGGGCACGAUUGGUCUGGCGUCACUUCGAGAGUACUGCUGGUGAGUUUAGUGGGGUGCAUACGGUUUUGUGGAAGGUUAGGAAUGAAGGGGUGUUUGAAGAUCAAAAGAUGAGGAUCGGGGUUAUGUGUUCUACCCCUACUUGGGAAGGGUUGCUUCUCGAUUUGGGUAGUCAUCAAAGGCGGAUGGUUAUUAGGCCAGUUUACUGGAUUGUUCAAGGGACUAGUGCUUGUCCUUGGCGUUUACAGAGAGAUCUGGAUGAGUUGAUGAUGUUCAAGCAGUAUUUCAACUCGAUCACACACUGCUACAGGGAAGCAAACGCACCAGCAGAUCGUCUGGCAAAUUUUGGUGCUGACUCUAGCGCAGGUCAUGUGUUUAAUACAUUCUCAGAAUUGCUGCAAUUGGUUCAGAAUUUGUUUCCAAAGAAGGGUGGUAAUUCCAGGGAUAGGACCCGCGGUCCAUUUUUUUCACGCAGCUCUGUCCUGUCUGGCAUGGGCACGCCAGAGAAGGCCUAG
Molecule: messenger RNA, 2052 nt
Organism: Coffea arabica (coffee)
Lineage: Eukaryota; Viridiplantae; Streptophyta; Magnoliopsida; Gentianales; Rubiaceae
Source: RefSeq, a predicted model, not a curated record